Molecule: messenger RNA, 10496 nt
Organism: Myotis daubentonii (Daubenton's bat)
Lineage: Eukaryota; Metazoa; Chordata; Mammalia; Chiroptera; Vespertilionidae
Gene: RASAL2
Product: RAS protein activator like 2
Biological process (GO): regulation of GTPase activity
Source: RefSeq, a predicted model, not a curated record
GAGGCGGGACGGGCUAGAUGAAUAACUCGGUGUUCGACUUGUCCUGCCUCGGGCGGCAGUUCCUCCUCCGCUUCAUUACUGACUGCACACGCGGCCGGCGCUCGGCGCUCGAUUGCUCCGGCCUAUCACCCUGGGAUGCCGCCUGCCGCCGCCACCGCCACCGCCACCGCCACCGCCGCGGCUGCCGGGCUUGUGGGAUCUGCGGCGGAGCCGGAGCCGGAGCCGCGACGGCAGCGGUGGCUUGAGAGUUAGGGGGGCGGGCCGGCUCGUUCCAGGGGUGGGGGCUGAGGGCAGGAGGGCGAGAACCCGGGGCCAUCGGCUCCCUUCAGGCUGAGGGAGCGGACACUCGGAGCCCCCGAGGCGGCGGGAGCCGGUCGGAGGGGGCGGCCCCUGGCGGCGACGCCCCCAGCCCAGCCCUGCCGGCCGCGCUCCAUCCCCAGUCCGAGCCCCGCUCCGGCCGCGGGAGACGCCGGCCGGGGUUUAAAGGGAGGCGGCUCUGAGGGGGCUGGCGGGCGAGCCGCCCCUCCCGGGUCCUUCCUCGUCUCCUCCCGGGAGGGACCCGCACCUGAGCCCGGACCCCCCCGCGGCCGGGGCCACGCUGGACCCGCCUCCCGGCCGGGGCCCCGCUCGCCGGCUGCAGGUGGGCUGCAGCGCCCGAGCCGCGGGCAGGGGGCGGCGGGGAAGGAGGUGAGCCGCGUCCGCCGGCGGCGCCCGGUCCCUGCCCCGCCGCGCGCUCCUCCCCUCCCCGCAGGCAGGGCGCGGAGCCUUGCGCCCGCCCCCCGGCGCGUCCCCCCCGGGCACCAUGGAGCUCUCCCCGGCGUCCGGAGGAGCGGAGGCGCUGUCCUGGCCGGAGAUGUUCUCGGGACUGGAGUCCGACUCGCCGCUGCCGCCGGAGGACCUGGACGCGGCCGUCCCCGUCGGCGGGGCCGUGGCGGGUGGCAUGUUGGACCGGAUCCUCCUGGAGUCGGUGUGCCAGCAGCAGGGCUGGGUCCGCGUGUACGAUGUGAAAGGGCCACCUACGCAUCGUCUGUCUUGUGGCCAGUCACCCUACACUGAUACCACAACAUGGGAGCGGAAGUACUGCAUCCUCACAGACAGCCAGUUGGUGUUGCUCAACAAGGAGAAGGAGAUACCCACGGAGGGAGGACAGGAGCAGCAGGCCGAUUCCACCAAAGGGAGAUGCCUGAGAAGAACUGUCAGUGUCCCUUCCGAGGGUCAGUUUCCUGAGUACCCACCAGAGGGCACCACUAAACUGGAGGUGCCAGCAGAAAGAUCCCCUCGCAGACGGAGUAUCUCAGGGACCAGUACCUCCGAGAAACCCAACUCCAUGGACACUGCAUAUACCUCACCCUUCAAAGUACCAGGGUUCUUCAGCAAGCGCCUGAAAGGCUCCAUCAAGAGGACCAAAAGUCAAUCAAAGCUUGACAGAAACACGAGCUUUCGGCUUCCAUCCCUUCGUAAUACAGAUGACAGGUCUCGUGGGCUGCCUAAACUGAAAGAAUCCCGUUCCCAUGAGUCCUUGCUGAGCCCAUGCAGUGCAGUGGAGUGUCUGGAUCUUGGCAGAGGGGAGCCUGUAUCCGUGAAACCGCUUCAUAGUAGCAUCCUUGGACAAGACUUCUGCUUUGAGGUUACCUACUUGAGUGGAAGUAAAUGCUUCAGCUGUAACUCUGCUUCAGAAAGAGAUAAGUGGAUGGAAAACCUUCGCAGGACAGUUCAACCAAAUAAGGACAAUUGCAGACGAGCUGAAAAUGUUCUUCGUUUAUGGAUCAUUGAAGCUAAGGACCUCGCCCCAAAAAAGAAAUAUUUCUGUGAACUGUGCCUUGAUGAUACCCUCUUUGCUCGUACAACCAGCAAGACCAAAGCAGACAAUAUUUUCUGGGGCGAACAUUUUGAAUUCUACAGCCUUCCACCUCUUCAUAGCAUCACAGUUCACAUUUAUAAAGAUGUGGAAAAAAAGAAAAAGAAGGACAAGAAUAAUUAUGUAGGUCUAGUCAACAUCCCCUCUGCCAGUGUGACUGGUCGCCAAUUUGUAGAAAAGUGGUAUCCAGUGAGUACACCUACACCGAACAAAGGAAAGACAGGAGGACCUUCUAUUCGAAUUAAAUCGCGUUUCCAAACUAUCACCAUUCUGCCUAUGGAACAAUACAAAGAAUUUGCAGAAUUUGUCACCAGCAACUAUACCAUGCUGUGUUCUGUCCUUGAACCAGUAAUUAGUGUGAGAAAUAAAGAGGAGUUGGCUUGUGCCUUAGUGCACAUUCUUCAAAGUACUGGCAGAGCCAAGGAUUUUCUGACGGACUUGGUGAUGUCUGAGGUGGAUCGUUGUGGAGAACAUGAUGUCUUGAUCUUCAGAGAGAAUACCAUUGCCACCAAGUCCAUUGAGGAAUACCUCAAGUUGGUGGGACAACAGUAUCUUCAUGAUGCCUUGGGGGAGUUCAUCAAAGCUUUGUAUGAGUCAGAUGAGAACUGUGAAGUGGAUCCCAGCAAAUGUUCAUCUAGUGAAUUGAUAGAUCAUCAGAGCAACCUGAAAAUGUGCUGUGAACUGGCUUUUUGCAAGAUCAUCAACUCUUACUGUGUUUUCCCUCGUGAACUGAAAGAGGUGUUUGCAUCAUGGAAGCAGCAGUGCUUGAACCGCGGGAAGCAAGACAUCAGUGAACGGCUCAUCAGUGCCUCAUUGUUCCUGCGUUUCCUGUGCCCAGCCAUCAUGUCUCCCAGUCUGUUCAACCUUAUGCAGGAGUAUCCUGAUGACCGCACGUCUCGGACUCUGACUCUGAUUGCCAAGGUCAUUCAGAACCUGGCUAACUUUGCCAAAUUCGGUAACAAAGAAGAAUACAUGGCAUUCAUGAAUGAUUUUUUAGAACAUGAGUGGGGUGGAAUGAAGCGUUUUCUUUUGGAGAUCUCUAAUCCAGACACCAUCUCAAAUACCCCAGGCUUUGAUGGUUACAUUGACCUGGGCCGGGAGCUUUCAGUUUUGCAUUCCUUACUGUGGGAAGUAGUUUCCCAACUUGAUAAGGGUGAAAAUUCCUUCCUACAGGCGACUGUGGCAAAACUGGGACCUCUCCCUCGGGUUCUUGCUGAUAUCACCAAGUCUCUGACGAACCCUACGCCAAUACAACAGCAGCUGAGACGCUUCACUGAGCAUAACUCCAGUCCCAAUGUCAGUGGAAGCCUCUCUGGGCUGCAGAAAAUAUUUGAAGACCCUACUGACAGUGAUUUGCAUAAACUAAAGUCUCCAAGCCAGGACAACACAGAUAGCUAUUUCAGGGGGAAAACAUUAUUGCUGGUUCAGCAAGCCUCCUCCCAGAGCAUGACUUACUCUGAGAAGGAUGAAAAGGAAGGUAGCCUUCCUAAUGGGCGGAGCAUCUCCCUCAUGGACCUCCAGGACACGCACGCUGCUCAAGUGGAGCAUGCGUCCGUCAUGCUCGAUGUGCCUCUGCGCUUGACCGGAAGUCAGCUUUCCAUAACCCAGGUCGCCAGCAUCAAGCAGCUGCGGGAAACCCAAAGCACACCCCAGAGUGCACCCCAAGUCAGAAGGCCCCUGCACCCAGCCUUGAACCAGCCAGGCAGCCUCCAGCCCUUGUCAUUCCAGAACCCUGUCUAUCACCUCAGUAACCCAAUCCCAGCAAUGCCAAAGGCCUCUGUGGAUUCCAGUUUGGAGAACCUAAGCACUGCCAGUUCCAGAAGCCAAAGUAACAGUGAAGACUUCAAACUCAGUGGACCCAGCAAUAGCAGCAUGGAAGACUUCAGCAAACGUAGCACUCAGAGUGAGGACUUCUCCAGGCGGCACACUAUGCCAGACAGACACAUACCUCUUGCACUGCCCCGGCAAAAUAGCACUGGGCAGGCGCAAAUCCGAAAAAUGGACCAAGCCGGAUUGGGUGCCCGAGCUAAAGCCGCGCCGUCCCUGCCACACAGUGCUUCCUUACGGAGCACGGGGAGCAUGUCGGUGGCCUCGGCAGCCCUGGUGGCCGAGCCUGUGCAGAAUGGAAGCCGGUCCCGGCAGCAGUCCUCUUCCUCCAGAGAGAGCCCUGUUCCCAAAGUGAGAGCAAUCCAGAGACAGCAGACACAGCAGGUUCAGUCACCUGUGGACUCUGCCACAAUGUCCCCAGUAGAGAGGACAGCAGCCUGGGUUCUGAACAAUGGGCAGUAUGAAGAGGAUGUGGAAGAAACUGAGCAAAAUCAAGAUGAAGCCAAGCAUGCUGAGAAGUAUGAACAGGAAAUCACUAAACUGAAGGAGCGCCUGCGAGUGUCCAGCCGGAGGCUAGAGGAGUAUGAGCGCCGGCUGCUGGUGCAGGAGCAGCAGAUGCAGAAGCUGUUGCUGGAGUACAAGGCCCGGCUGGAGGACAGCGAGGAGCGGUUGCGCCGGCAGCAGGAAGAGAAGGACAGCCAGAUGAAGAGCAUCAUUAGCAGGCUAAUGGCUGUGGAGGAGGAAUUGAAGAAGGAUCAUGCUGAGAUGCAAGCAGUUAUUGAUGCAAAGCAGAAAAUAAUCGAUGCACAGGUCCUAAAUGGAGAUGAGAUUAUUCAAACAGGAAAAACGGAUCGUGUCCCUGGAUUCGGCCAACACCAGACUGAUGAGCGCACUGACCCAGGUGAAGGAGCGGUACAGCAUGCAGGUCCGAAAUGGCCUCUCUCCCACCAACCCCACCAAGCUUUCCAUCACGGAGAAUGGUGAAUUCAAAAACAGCAGCUGCUGACGGCCUUGAUGACUAGACAGACUGUGGGAGGAGACAGAAGGAAAUGUCCCCGCUCUCCUGUCCCCGCCCUUCCCCCAACCCCACCAGGUUUACAGAAUGUUGCUACUUCAGAACAGCAGUGAGGAGAGACACUCUCAAUUGAAGAAGGAACUUUGUCUUUCAGGGCAUAAGGCGAAGAUUCCCAAGGUCGAUACUUUCCCCCCGUGUCUCUGUGUACAUAGGGAACUUAGUUCUGGGCCAUGUACAGAAAAUACCACUGUAAUAUACCCAAAGGAAGUUAAUAAUGUAGAUUACCUUUUUAAUUAUUGCUAUUUUUAUUAUUGUUUUCUCUUGUUGAAAGCACUGCAGUUGUUAGUUGAAUGAGUGAGAAAUGAGCCCAGUGGGUCAGUAUGUAGAGACCCACUGUCUGUCUGUCUGGUAGAAGUGCACGGCAUACAAUAGAACAUUUUCAGAAUGAAUUUUUUCAGGGAUUCAUCUGCCAGUUUAAAAAAAUCCCUCUUCGGCCCUCUGGUCCUUUAGGAAAACAUGCAAAUACUAAGGUCCAAACAAAACAUUUAAUCCCACUGAUAAACCAAGACUGGCUCUGGAUGGACAGCUACUCCACUUUGGAGAUACGCUGCUUCAGAGGACACAGACGAGAGCUCUUGCAUCAAAACUGGACUUCCUGAGGAGUGAGUUCUAUUGAACUCUUGUUGGUGUUUAUCCCCUUCUGUCUAUAGCAGACGGGAAUUUUCCAUUUUAGAUAGGGGACUGUUUUUUUACCCCAGUUGUAAUAAAGAGUGUUCUCUUUCCUCUUUAGAGUUUACAAAACAAUAAAUAUUUGUGUCUGUACACACCAUCUCCACCUUCCCACACCCACUGCCCUCCCCGCCCCGGUGGUGGCAGCAGCGUCACCAACAGGGUUUACUCUCCCCUGGAGAGGUUCUUCCAAUGUGCUGCCCAUAAAUCAUCCAGAACAGACACCCUUUCUUCCGCACAGAAAAGGGCUAACCAUACCAUAGCAGGAAUCUCUGACUAUUUCCUAUUUAAAAACAAAACACUUUCUAUUUGUAAAUUAUAAUUUUUAUUUGGGGUAAAGAUUUUAUUCAUUAUACUAGCAUAUCUCUAGGCAGGGUAAUCGUAUCUCAAUCUUUAACUCUUAAGUUGCUCCUUUAAUCCCUUAAGUAAAAUUUGGGAAGGAAACCCAGAUCUGAAGCGUCACUCUGAAGAGGGGUGACUCUCUUGUAAGAAAAGAAACCCAAAGUGGGAGGCAGCGCGUUCCGUGUGUUGCCCCCAUGCUCUCAGUAGAUCCGUCAGUAACUACUGUCUCACCAGUUGUCAUCUUGGCUUUAGUGUAGGACAGAAACAGUCGUGGAAGCUGAUUGGUUUCCUUUUUUCCAAAGGUGUGAAUUGUCAUCUUGAAUGCAACCCUGAUUAUCAGAAGCAUAGAAUGUUACAUGUUAGCCAUUAUAUAUACAAAUAUAUAUACAUAUAUACAUAUCUAUUCACACAUGUGUACAUAUAACCACACAAAUAGAACUCAUUCAUGCCUUCUGUGCUGUGAGGUAUAAUGUUAAAAGGGUGUUGAAUCUCCUUAAGCAAGAUCUAAGCAGUUGUUUCUGUUGGCAGAGAACAUUUAUCAAGUUAAUGCUCUUUUAAAUGAUAAACUUUAAGGAAAUUUUAAAAAAGGAAAAGAGGCGUGGGGGAAGAAAGACCAGAGGGAGCCCUGUGCAGGAGUGAGUGUUUCCGCAUAACAGACUAUUUGGAAGGGAACAGGAGAACGUUUAUCUAUCGGGUCCUCUUUUGAGUGAAGCCUAGACAGCGGCCCUGAGUCCCUUUCGCAGCGCCCCAGCUUACGUUCUGACGCUUUAGCGCUGCCCUCUCUCGGGUGGGUCUUUGUGUUGGUCCUUGUAUCUCAGCAGCCUCCCCAACCCACGAACUUUUAAAGCAUUUCCCUUCAUAACACUCCCAUUUCUGCCAGUCAGAGACCUCAAGCAGGAGUUCCUCACAGCGCUUAUCUGAUCUGCAGACCUCAUGCCCACAUGUUCGGUACCCAUGUAUUUUCUUGACCUUUGAUAGUUAUUUUACAAAUUCUUACCUCUCCUCUCCAAGCUGAAGGCACACUGUAGUCAAAAUCACUUACUUAAAUGGGGGUGGGGCUUCACCAAUUCUGCAGUAGUGCCCUUUGUGGGAGAGGAUAAUAUAAGCAUAGGUCCACUGUUGCUCAGCUCUAGCCAGGUUUAAUUCUCAUUCAUUCUUCGUAAAAGUCCGUCCACUGUGCUGCAGAAAACCUGGGAAAAGUAUCAUCGAUGUCGAGGGCCUUACGUAUGUAACGUGGGCGAUGUCUUGCUUGAGGUUCGGAAGCUCUCAGGUGCCAGUUAUGGGUUACAGAGGCUGAUAAGCUUACCUGUCCUGGGGGCCUGGACACAGAACAUCAAAUGUGUUUUUGGUGGAUGCAGUUUUUCUUGUUGGCAUGUGGGAGCUCCUUAGAGCUGCCUACUUUGGAAGAUUAAAUGCCCAAAUGUUUGGAUAGAUUAUGCAGCCCUCUAUUAUCAGGUUAUCUUGAAUGAAGAGAAGAGAAUAAAAAAUAAUAAAGUUAGACAUAAGCUAGAAGUUCAGAGUUGUUGCCAGAUGUUGAAUGUUAGAUUAUCCUUUGAGCCUGUUUCUAUACAAAUAUUUUUCUGAGUUUUUCUUUAGAAAAUGCUGCAAUCUAUAGAGCUUAUUCUGAAAUGUUUUUUUCUCAGGUAUGGACGAAGGCAGCAACAGCUGACUUUUUAUGGAGGUAUAGCUUAGUUGGCUUUGCUCAGCCCCAAUAGGUACCAGCCUCUGUGCUAUUGGGAGGAGGGAUAUGGGGAAGAAGCGGGUGGACUCAGAUGGCCGGGCCUUGCACUUCUUCUACCCAGCACAUCGCCACAUUGUGUGCGCUGCAGAGACCCGGAUUGUGUGGAAUUUGGAGGUCAGGGGGCAUGCUUACUAAGUGCUUGUCCCACUAACAACCAAACAUGGCCAUUGACAAGAACAGUGCUGAUAGGAUUCAGGAAAAGAGCUUCAUAUUCCCCGUUUAUAUCAAUGGGCCAAAGGAGUUACAUUUCCAUCAAGUCAUCAUAUUCCCUAAGUCUCUGCAAUAUAAGCCCUGACAGAGAGGAUGUUGUAACUAGGCAACUUGAGCACUGUCUGUGUGCCGGGCUCUAUUACCAAGGUGCCAUUGGGGUCUGGGACAAUCUUUCAGUAAGAAAGAUGGCAAAAUGAGGUAACCAUGCUGCUAUAGCUUUUGGCUUUUUCCAUUGUUAUCGAGUUGGUCAGAAUUAGCUUUUUCUGGGCUGCUUCCGCUUUUCCCUGCGAUGCUGUCAGACAGGGCAAGGAAAAGCAGGAUUUUCUGUCAUGACCACUGUGUGCCCUUGAGAAUGAGCUUGACUUUAGAAGUCAGGCUUCUCACAUCCUAGUCUACCUGUGGCCUUUGUUUGUGGAUCUGCAAUUCUGUCCACCUUGUCCCCAGAGGUACACCAGGUUAGGAGCAGUUCUGUUUUGGAAGCCCCAGAGCAAGACAGCUGCCAUCAAGUGAGCUUGCAUUGGUGUUUGUUUUCCUUCCAUUAGGUUUAGCUUCUAGUUAUCUCCAGUUGGGAGAUCCUGAGAAGUCUGGUUGUGGGAUUGAACUUGGGGAAGGAACCCUCUUCAGGAUGACCACGUCCCAUAUGACUCUGAGCCCCAGGCUUGCCACCAGACUGGACUUUGUCACUGGGCCUGACUCAGCAGCUCCGAAGCCUGUGCCACAGCUUCGCUGACUUUUCAGCCACACCUUUGGAGGCCACCUUCUCCUGCAGACUGGAAGGGGCUUUCCUCGCCCGUCCCCUUCCCCUUUCAAGUCUAGCAGUGAAACCUCCUGUUUGCCCCAACAGUGAAAAGUUGCCUUCCCACCCCUACCUGGGGGCCAAGAAUUCGUUUUUAUUGAUAUGUCAAUUGGAAGGACCUAUUUUACUAGUUGUUUUUUAUGUUGUUGUUUUUUUAAAAAUAUAUUUUUAUUGACUUCAGAGAGAAAGGAAGAGGGAGAGGGAGAUAGAAUCAUCAAUGAUAAGAGAAACUCAUUGUUUGGCUGCCUCCUGCAUGCCCAUACUGGGGAUCGAGCCCGCAACUCAGGCAUGUGCCCUUGACUGGAAUCGAACCUGGGAUCUUUCAGUCCACAGACCAACACUCUAUCCACUCAGCCAAACUAGCUAGCCCAGUUUUUUUUAUUGUUGUUGUUGUUGUUGUUGUUUUUGUUUUUAAGUAAGAUAUACUGGGGUGUUGGAUUUUUAAAUAGAAUCUCUUUCUGUGUUUGAGUGAUUGCUAUUAGUUCCAGAAGUAUUCUCUUGUGGUCAUGACCCAGUUAUGGAGCUCUUGAGUUUAGGAAAGACAACAGUGAUGAAAUUUGCAUGAGAUAGGUUAAAUAUCUCAUGAGGAGUGAAAGAACCUGAGGAAGAUAACAUGAUCCAAGAGGGGACUGUGCACAGCAGCCUUCUCAAUAGCCCAGAGGUCCAAGGAAACGGGAGUAUUUACAGCCUUGCCUGCACUUAAAAUACAUUGAUAUGUGGAGAGGCAGUUUCUGCAGACAACAUGUGCACACCCACACAAAACACAAAUCCUAGGGCUUCCUCUUUCUGAAUGUUAAUCCACUUACAGAGCAGUGAUUCCCAAACUUUCUUGGGUUGUUUAGAUUUUGUUCUUAUUUGUUAGAUUUUAUGACAGUGGUUCUCUCUUUUUAAAAAUGUACCAUAUGUGUUAUAUGUAUGUGUGUGUGUGUGCGUGUGUGUGUGUAUAAAAGUAACUUGAAAUUUAUUUGAUUUGACGUUGUCUCAAGAACCCUAGGUUUCGUUAUUGAUACCUCAGGGUGUCAUAGAAAGACAGUUGAAUCUCGCUGAUCUGGAUUCAGAUCAGUGAAGAUCAGUGGGAUCCAGAAAGAAGCAGUUUUGGUUCCUGCUCAGUUAGUCCUCAGGUGUUUGCAUAACUAACCCAGCUGGACUUGGCAAAUGCAGUAAGCCACCCAAGGAAACCAAAAUGGUAGUUUUUGCCCAAAUUUCAUCAUUCAUUUUAAUUUCCUACUCAGUUCUUAUUUUUCAAUCAAAUGUCUUCUUUUUCCCUAGGGAAUUUUUUAGUUCAGGACCUAGAACCAGAUGUACCUGCUGUAGAGAGAUUAACACAGAAGCUGUGUUUUAGGAGCCUCCAUCAUCUGUGUGGGGGUACACAUUUGUGUAUAAUAGCAUAUCUGUGUCAUUUCUAAACUCCCAAGGGAAACAUUUCAAUUGCCAGUUCACCAAAAGGUUAAAUGCUCAUUGAGUCAAUGACCACUGUCCUGCAGAGAAGUUGAAAUAAAUAGUAAAGCUGAAGUUUUGACUGGUGCUUAGACAUUUCCUAGUUACGUUGAAAUUAACUCAAGCAGACAGCAGCACAUUAACCUGAAUCACACCUGUGAGGAAUUUACCUUUUAAAUUGGCUUUUCUUUUUUCAUCUCCAGGGCCUUAAUAAAAGUGUGUUAAUACACAUGACUAUUUUACAAUGAUAGCGCUAAAUAAUUUAUUUUUUAUUUCAAGAAAGAGAAAUACACCUUAGAAAAACAAAACCCAAGAUUUUAUUUUAUUUUUAAAGCCAUAUUUUUGUGCUGGUAGCACUUAGAUUGUUCCACAUGUGAGAUCCAUAUCUGCAUUUCAUUACCUGGGUUUGUUCUAAAGAAGAUUUAUUUUUGUUCUGUGAAUAAUUUUUGAUGGUUCUUGUACAUGUACAGAUAUAGAUACGUUUGAGGUCUUUUAUUGAUAAUCUUACAAAGAAUUCAAAUAAACUUUAACUUUAAACAUU